Messenger RNA from Diabrotica virgifera virgifera (western corn rootworm), 1136 nucleotides. RefSeq names its product putative nuclease HARBI1. Bases 16 to 954 code for a protein of 312 amino acids. The transcript has 3 exons. The record is from RefSeq and is a predicted model, not a curated record. NCBI's taxonomy places the organism in Eukaryota, Metazoa, Arthropoda, Insecta, Coleoptera, Chrysomelidae.
AGGAAUCGUUACAGAAUGGGAAAAGCAUGUGUUGAACAGAUUGUGGAUAUGAUAUCGGAGGAUAUUUCUUCCAAUACAAACAGGAAUGAGGCACUAACUUCAAGCGAAAUGGUUCUGGUUGCAUUAAGAUUUUUAGCAACAGGUUGUUUUUUAAAAGUGUCUGGUGACUUACAUGGUGUUAGUGAAAGCAGUGUUUGCAGGGCAGUGCAUAAAGUUUGCCAUGCAAUUGCGAUACGUGCAAAUAAUUUUAUCAAAAUGCCCAGAACACAGGAACAAAUGUCAACAGUAAAAAAUGGUUUUUAUUCAAUCGCUAAAUUUCCAAAAUGUGUUGGGGCUGUUGACUGCACACAUGUAAGAAUACAAUCUCCUGGAGGUGACACAGCAGAACUCUACAGAAACAGGAAAAAUUUUUUUUCUUUCAACAUUCAGCUGAUUUGUGACAGUGAGUUGAAUAUUCAAAAUAUUGUUUGUCGCUGGCCUGGAAGUGCACACGAUUCGCAUAUUUUCAGAUCUUCGAGGAUCAAAGAAGAAUUUGAAAAUGGUGAUUUUGGAAAUUCAGUUAUUGUAGGAGAUAGUGGUUAUGGCAUAAAACCUUAUCUUAUUACUCCUUUAGCAAAUCCACGAACUCCAGCUGAAAAUUUGUUUAAUGAAUCGCAGAUUCGCACAAGAAAUCCAAUUGAACGAUGCAUUGGGGUAUGGAAGAGAAGAUUCCCUGUGUUAGCAUAUGGUCUUCGUGUGAAAUCUACAAAAGUUGAAGCCAUUGUUGUCACAUGUGCUGUAUUGCAUAAUAUUGCAAUGGCAAACAAUGACAAUAUGCCUGAUGAGAUACCAUUUUUCCAGCAAUAUGUAGCUGAAACUUUUGUAGAAAAUGAAAUAAACAUGUUCAAUCAUAAUCGUGAUAAUACAGUGAGGUUAUCGUUAAUUAACUAUUUUGAUAGUUUGAUUGAAAAUUAACUAAGGUUUUUCUAGUCCAUGAAAAAGAGUUGUUUUGUGGGUUAUAAUUUUCUAGAAAAAGAUUUCUGCUUUGUGAUAUUAUGUAUACUCCAUCUAAUUUAUUUACCGUUGCACGUCAUCCGCGUCAUAGCCCGUGACGUCACAUGAUACCAACACGAAAUAUUUAGGCGGCAGGUGUGUUC